Prunus mume (Japanese apricot) is the source of this 910-nucleotide messenger RNA. The record is from RefSeq and is a predicted model, not a curated record. NCBI's taxonomy places the organism in Eukaryota, Viridiplantae, Streptophyta, Magnoliopsida, Rosales, Rosaceae.
GUGGCCAAUGGCCUUGAGGGCCUUGACCUUGGGACGGAGAAACAAGAGUCAGAUUAAUUAGGCCUCUUUACAUUCUCUCUCAUCUUCUUCUUUGCUGUCUGCAAUCUCGGAGAAAACACGUUGGACCAAUUCUUGGCUAUUUUAGCUUUACGUACGCACAAAUAUAUUUACAUGAAUGAGUGAAUGAGAACUCCGCCUUCUCUGCUCUCUCUCACAAUUGACUCAGCUCUCUUCAACCUAUCCAGCAUAUCCGAUCUCUCAACUCUCCCUGAACACAUUCUCAUCGAUCUCUUCCUGAAAACUCUGAGAGCUGGAAAGCUAAAUGAGAAAGUCUUGAAGCUCUUCAAAGCAACUGGCAAAGAUGAAAUUCUCUCACUAAUCCAGGCACUUAAUAUUCGGCAUACCCUCACCCCUGUCUUUCCUACCAGAUGCUCUGAAAGGUUUUGAGAUUGGGUGUUGUUGUGUGAGCACAUUGUAUAACAUUUUGAAGGCAAAGGUCCUUUAAUUAAACAAGGCCACACAAGUUUUGUUGUUUCUUGUUCUCUCAACGCCUGUUUGAAGAUGUCUAACACAAGCAUCAACGAUAAUGAGGUUGACAUCGUGAUUGCGGCAAUCAACUCCGACCUGGAGCCAUUCAUGAAUGAAUGGAGACCAGUAUUCUCCCAGUUCCACCUGAUUAUUGUCAAAGACCCUGAUAUGAAUGGGGAGCUCCACAUUCCGGAAGGGUUUAAUGUGGAUGUCUUUACUAAGUCUGACAUAGACCGAGUGGUGGGCUCUUCCACUUCCAUUCUCUUCUCUGGUUACUCGUGCAGGUACUUUGGUUAUCUAGUAUCGCGGAAAAAAUAUAUUAUCUCAAUUGAUGAUGAUUGCAUUCCCGCUAGGGACACAAAUGGUGAUUUAGUAGAUGUAG